AUGGGGAAAGCCCACAAGGCCUCAGACCUACACAAAGAAGUACAGACAUCUACAGAUGCUGAAAGUCGUUCCUGGAACAAUGUCCUGAGGAUCUAUGAAGAAAUCUCAUGUAUGCUGGACAAGCUCUCUGGAGUUUUCUCUGCGUCAUUUCCACAUGAGAUAGACAAAUCAGAUAAAGUACUCGUUCAUGAAAAUAACAACGUUGUGCAGUGUAGGAUGUGCCACCUCCAGUUCCCUGGGGAAAAGUGCUCUAGAGGAAGAGGAAUAUGUACCGCAACAGCAGAAGAGGCCUGUAUGGUGGGAAAGAUGUACAAAAGGGAUGGUACCAUCUGGUUAAACUUCAUGGGCUGCUUAAAGAACUGUGCCAAUGUGAAAAACAUAAGGUGGGGCCCCUAUCUGGUAAACUUCAGGUGCUGCCGGGGCUAUGACAUGUGCAACGAAACAUUUUAGACGUGCUUUAACAUCUGGGUGAAGGGAUGGCUUCUCCACAAGGACUCCCUGUGGCUAGCACUACAUUUAGAAGGACUGCAAGCACGUGACUCUGCCACCUACGUGUAAGAGGAAAUGCACCCUUUCUCUGAAGAGCCUUCCCAUUCCGAAAUCAAUAAAAAGUGAA
Microtus oregoni (creeping vole) is the source of this 616-nucleotide messenger RNA. RefSeq names its product prostate and testis expressed 1 (gene Pate1). The record is from RefSeq and is a predicted model, not a curated record. The transcript has 6 exons. Lineage: Eukaryota; Metazoa; Chordata; Mammalia; Rodentia; Cricetidae. Bases 1 to 450 code for a protein of 149 amino acids.